Molecule: messenger RNA, 1710 nt
Organism: Capsaspora owczarzaki ATCC 30864
Lineage: Eukaryota; Filasterea; Ministeriida; Capsasporidae
Product: Hemk1 protein
Exons: 3
Coding region: 21-1631 (536 amino acids)
Biological process (GO): protein methylation
Cellular component (GO): mitochondrion
Molecular function (GO): protein methyltransferase activity; nucleic acid binding
Source: RefSeq, a predicted model, not a curated record
UGUGCUUGGGGUUGUCGACAAUGACAGUGCAGCGAACUGUGAAUCUCGCAUCAUCAGUGCUGCAGCGAGUGGGCAGCAGUCACCUGGCUAUCGUCCGCCGUGUUGGCGCAUUGAAUUCACAAGCUGCUCCAGGACCAAAUGCGAUUGUGCCAGGGCGAAUCACACCAGUGCCAGCGCGGCUCGGUUGGCGCGGGAUGAGCACCUGGGCAACCGAGUUUGACAUCCUCCACAAGCCUGCAGACACUCGCGCUAUGGCUAUAGCAGAGCAAGUGCAACGCAUCAAGACACGGCUGGUACCCGAGGAAGCGCCAGAACGCGAGACGCCGACCAAAGGCACCAGCACACGAUCAGACUUGCCAGAGUCAAAGCUCGGUCGACACAAUACUCAAGCAAUUGUACCAACGUACGGUCGAGUUUUGACAAUCGAUCCAACUUAUAUCGACCAUGUUGCAUGCGCGAUGCGGGUCCAGGACAACCCAGAUUGCUCGAAGCAGGUGCUCUGCGCCGAAUCGUUCGCACCCUCACAUCGCUCUAACAAGCUGGUAAUCAUCGAUAGACCGCCCGUCAAGGCUGCAAAAGAUGUCUCGUCUAGCCCAUUUGAGCAUGACCAUAUACCACGGCGAACACGAGCAAACAAUCAAGAUUUUUCAGCGAGCUCGAACGUCGCCUCUCUGUUGCAAAGUGCGUCCACCGUGCUCAAGCAAGCCAAGCGCUCUGAAGCAGAGUUGGGUGCAGAAUACCUGCUGGCGGCAGCUUUGUUUGGCUCCAGUGCCCCGCGAAGCACCCUCACGAACGUAUCGCCAGCAGUCCUUCGUCAAGCUCUAACCGGCGAAUCCUUCGUUCGAUUCAUCUCGUUGCUCAACCAGCGAUUGGAAGGGAAGCCUAUCCAGCACAUCUUGGGUGAAUGGGACUUUGGUCUUCACACGCUGCACAUGCACCCGCGCGUGUUUAUUCCUCGCCCAGAAACUGAGAAACUCGUUGACAUGGUUGUGAAGGACUUGAAAUCUACGCUGCCCAGUUCGGCCGAGAACAACACCAGCAGCUGGAUCAACACCACGCCCAGUUCUACGCCCUCGGCACUUCAGAUCUCACUACUUGUCAAUCGACCACCUUGUAUUUUGGAGGUUGGACCUGGCACUGGCGCCAUUGGUCUGUCCAUUUUAGCAGAGUUGCCUGGGCUGCACUACCUCGCGCUAGACGUCAAUCCGUUCGCCUGUGAACUGACCCGUGUCAAUGCACAACGGUUGGGACUUGAAUCCCGGACGGCCGUGCAUCACGUAGCCUUUGAGCAGUUCACUCUGCUAGAAGGCCAGUUUGACGCCAUCGUCUCCAAUCCACCCUACAUCCCAUCCAGAGAGAUUUCCGAGCUCGACAUUGAAGUUCGCGGGUUUGAUCCUCACGUCGCCCUUGACGGCGGCGUCGAAGGUUUGGACGUCAUUGUACAGCUGCUAAAACGCGCAGCUUUGAUGCUUGUUCCUCAUGGCAAACUAUGGCUCGAAGUGGACGAAAGCCAUCCGCCAAAGAUCGAGAGCUGGCUUUCGAGCCAUCCUUCCUGCGGGUUGCGCUAUCUCAAGACCCAUGCCGACUGCUUUGAUGUACCCCGGUUUUGCGAGUUGAUUCGUGUCGACUGAGAGCAACUGCUUGUUGUGUUGAUCGCAUCAUCAGCCUUCCACAGUGGUUUGUAAACCAAUGAUGCGAACUCGAUUCACA